This is a messenger RNA of Acanthaster planci (crown-of-thorns starfish), 2854 nucleotides long. RefSeq lists its product as uncharacterized. Lineage: Eukaryota; Metazoa; Echinodermata; Asteroidea; Valvatida; Acanthasteridae. The record is from RefSeq and is a predicted model, not a curated record.
UGACCCAAAUUAGAGGGUGUGUUUAUAGGUAUAUUUGGGACCAGAUACCUGUUUAUAUGAUAAAACAUAAAGAACACUUAACAGAUGGCAUUGGGUGCAAUCUGGCCCGGUGGACCAUGUGUCCGAAACAGGGCUCUUUUUGUACAUAGGAAGCAGCACAUUGUUCUGAAUGUUUGAGGGGAAUCUCCCCCACCUUGAAUUCAACAAAGUGUUACCUUCAAUUUGUACCAAAAAUAGCUCUGUCGAUCUCUAAACUGGAGUCAUGACCACAGCACUUUUUUUUUUGAGCAGCACACUAGUUCUAUUACUAUUAAAGUUUACACACAUUUUAUUCUAGGAAUUGUUGUUUUUACAGGUACCUGGCUUGAAAAAAUAGAACCGGGUUUUGAUAUGGACAGGUGCCUGUGAAGUGACUCAAGCAGAAUCACAUGCCAGGAGAUGGCUGGACAGAACAGCUGAAUUUUGAGCCUAUCCAGUGCCAGUGGAAGGUCUUGUCAGAAUUGCAGAGAACUUUUCUUUUGAGACAAUCAUCUUUGCCCAUCACUCAGUCUUUUGUCUUUCACUGGACACUGUUGUGUUCCACCAGAAUUGAGCAGUCUGACCAGCUGCGACAGUUGGAGGUAGUCCAGCUUUAAUGCCGGAGGAUACUGUUAAUUAAUGACAACUAACUGGGAGCUAAAUAUUCAAAUGGUGCAUCCCUCUGUGAGCCUUGUUCAAUGACAGUGCCAAGCUGGGUGUAGACUGCUGCAGUGAACAUUUCCUUCGUGGAAGACAUUGUGACAUUUCAGUCGGAGUGAUUCCUUUUCUCUGUACAUGCGUGAGAGAUGUUCUGUGAUCUGUACAUGCAUCAUCUAAUUGUAUGCUGCUGGAGUCUACUCAUGAUGAAAUAUACAGCUUAACUGCUUUGAAUAGAUUUUGGAUUCCACAGGUGACAGAGGUCCCAUUGGAUGUCGUAAGGAGAGGAGGAAUUACCUUCUUAAAGAUGUCGGUGACUGUACCUUUCAACAUUUCGACACAGAUUGGGCCCUACCCCAUUAUUUACAACACCCCACGCAGUAUGGAACCCAAAACACCCCCCAAACCACUCCCCAAACGAAAACCGGGACAUCAGUCAAAGCACAUUUAUGACCGUGUCCCGCUGGAGGGGUCACUGUUCAAGAAAUCCUACUCUCCUGUGAUGUACCCUAAGAAGCUGACUCCAGCUCCACCGGGGAAGCUCGUGCCAAAUCUCCUGAACAUUCUGACCAUAAAUACUCAGAGAGAAGGCUCCGAAACAAGUGUUGAGAACCCAAUUUCAGCUGCCCCAGACAAGCCUGCCUUGGUUCCUCCUGAGGAAGGGAUUACUUCUCUUGCAUCAAGUCCAACACAGGGGAUGCAGUCAGAGAACAAACCUACCCCUCCCAUAAAGAAUAAAGCCAAGAGACAAGGAUGCCCAAACCUUGAGGAGGAAGUGGGCCCAGAGCCUUUCCCACAUGCUGAGAAGCACAAGGAUGGAGAUACUAAGCAUUUACCAUCUCAAGAGGAAAGUCCUGGCUGUGAAGAGGAGGUUGCUGCUGAAAAGAAGAAUGCCUACCACGAGAGUGCCAAGUGUGAGGAAGUUGAUGGCAGCAUUUCUUCCCAGCUGGAAAACUCCAUCUCGAAAGAGCAAGACACAGAAUCAAUCAAAGCUGACUCCGGAAGCUUAUUUUCAUCCACUCUCCGCUCCACGACCUGCUCUGCGUCAUCUGCUUGUUCAUCAUCUUCAUCUUCCUCUUCUGCUUCCUCUACCUCCAGCAACACAAGCUCAGAGUCGUCCAACUCUAGUAUAGCCAAAGCCUUCUUCAACACCCCUCAUCUUGGGUCCUCCACACCCAAGCGCAUCAACUCCCCAAAAAACUACACUCCGGUGGAAAAUCUAUAUGACUCAUGGCGGCUGGACAUCGCAGCUAAGAGUGAAGGCACUACACCACCUGCAAAUGCUGUAGAUCCUGUCCAGAGGCCCAAGAAGUGUUCAGGGUACUAUGCUGAAAUAUCAGACUACAUGUCAACAGCUGCACUGGGGAGCUCUCGGAAUCCUACGGAAAAUCAGGCAGUGGUUCUUCCUCCACCAUUGCAGUUUUGCAACAGCCACCGCAAAGUCAAGGAGAAAGUUUUGUAUGUGAAUCUGCCGGCACACGUGACCAACAUUACAUCCCAAACAACUGAGCAUGCAGUGGAAGACCAGCAGGUGGAUACUAUCAUUGUCAAUGGUUAUGCGGACCCUCAGGACGAACUGAUGAACGAAUCCAGGGGCUAUGAGAAUGGCUCCCUUUCAGCCUACACCAAAAUAGAAGACGGCGCCAAUCCAUAUGAGACCCCUCUCGAUAUGGCCACGGCGGCCACGCAAACGGAGCAGGAGGUGGUGACAGUGUCCUGCGAGUGUGGGGAGUUCCUGUGCCUGCCGGCUGAGAUGGAGGAGAUAGUAGCCCAGCUCAAGCAUGAGCAGAACAUGCGGAUGGUGUCGGAACAGCUGGUCAAGAUGGUAGAGGUGGAGAUCAAGGAGCUGAAGGAGGACCUCCUCGCCAAAAAGACUGAUCUGGUCCGAGCCUUGGAGGAAAAGCAGAGUGCUCAGGGAGAGCUCCGUGAAGCGACAAAGAUUGCUGCCCAGUAUAAAAUACAGAUUGAUGAACUGGAAAAGGACUUGACUCAAGCCAAGGCAGAGAUUGCAAAGCUGGAGGAAAGAGUUGCAAUAGAUAGCAACCAAGACAGCAGAGCCAAUGUAAACGGCAAGCAAUGGAAACAAAACUGUCUUGUCCCCGUGCCUGGAGCGCUGCGCCGCACCACUGGUACGCGUAACUGGCUGGCCGCGGCAGCGGCCAGGGUUAGGCUGCGCUGA